GCGACCACUGAAGAAAAGGAAGAAGUGUAUGAUCACAUGACGACUCUUGUUCGCAGUCAACACAAGCUGAACACUUCUAUCAAAGGAAUGCAAUGAACACUCAUGUCGGAGCGGAACCCGGUAUAACGUUGAUUGUGCACUCGGUUCACAAAUCUUUUUUUUUAGCAUAAGGAUGUCAUCCGGUCAGAUUGUCCAGUCAACGCUUGUGCACAGACUUGCCACAUUACUGCGAAAUAAUGGUGACUCAGUGCUGGAUGGUUCCAGUACUCUUACUCUCCAAGUGGGAUGUUUACAACACUUGACACAACUCUUUGAACAGCAUCUUCUCACACGCUCACAUCAGCAUGGUUUCCUGGCUCUGCCGUCCCACCCAGCAGACACUGCCUCCAUGCUGGAGGUCCAGUUCCUCUUUGACAUGUUGCAGAAGACAGUAUCACUCAAGCUUGUUAAUCCACUUGGUGCCAAAGUGCAGUCUGCUGUGAAAAUCUUCCCCUUCAAGUCCCUCAGAUACUUAGAGCUCAAGCGAAUUCCUCCCCAUUGUCUGGAGGGUCUUAGAGGAGUAUAUUCUCAGCUGGAAGUCUUCAAUUGGUCAAAAGGCCUCAGCUCACUAGAGGAGCUUCUCUCUCUGUGUGGAGGAGAUCUCAGUUUUGCUUUACCCUGGUUAGAACUUCACACCCUCAAUUUCAGUUACAACUCUAUUUCCUGUCUCGACAAGUCACUAAGUCUGCUAAAUGUCCUGAAGUGGCUUGACCUGAGCCACAACAAGAUCCAGGACUGUGCUGAGUUCUUAGUGCCUCUUACUGAACUAGAGCAUUUGAAUUUAUCCUAUAAUAACCUCCAGAGGGCACCAGUGCUGGGCCUGAGUGCCCAAGCCAAACUCACCACAUUGGUCCUUAGAAACAAUGAGCUGGAAACUAUAAAUGGGAUGGAGCAGUUAUCAGCCCUUCGGUGUCUUGACUUGGCUUAUAAUCUUCUUAUGGAGCAUGCUCAGCUUGUGUCACUGUCUUUCCUUCAUAAUCUCAAUAUGCUAACUUUGAAAGGAAACCCUCUGUAUUUUCAGAAGACACACAGGGCCUCUACUGUGCGACACCUCUCUCCACGAGCUGCUUUCCAAGGAUUCCAACUGGAUGGCACCCGUCUGUCCCCGUCUGAUCUGGUGAUUUUACCAAAACCUGGACAACUGACUGGUCAGGUUUCCCUCCCUGCUCAGCAAGUUUCUAUGGCACCUGACCGUGGAGGGCAGGAACUGUCCACUGUAGGCGAGGACAUGACUGACAGUGCGACUGCAAGCAUACCAGGAGUGAAUCUAGUCCGUAAAAGAAAACACAAAAACAAGGUGAAAGUGAGAAGAGCCAGUAUCUCAGAGCCCAGUGACACGGACCAUGAGCUCAGAGGGCCGUCUGCUUUACAGGAUAUUGUCCUCCCCCAUCAGAAGGACAUUAACAGAAUGGACAGUUUCCGGGAGCAGCUGGGGGAGGACUGGCUCAGCUACCAGCAUCACCUUGAUGAUACUCCAGUCCUCCCAGCUUUCCCCAGAGUAGACAUGGUGACCUUUGAAGGGAACGCCAACUGUUACUCUACCCCACCAUCUCCCCUGCUUAAAAAUAGCAUGUUGCUCCCUCCUCCGCUACGGUCCUCUGAACCUAGAGCGGAAGAGGACAAAGAGGAGAUGGAGGGCACAGACCUGCAGAUUGAGACAGAGUCCACCCUGCAGUGGACAGGCCACAGUCCUCCAAACACUGAAUCUACUCUCGAGAUGAGUCUAGGACUCACUCAGGCUCCAGUUGAAGCCCACGCUGACCCACCACCACCAGAGGAAGAGGAUGACGACAGGGGAGUGGACCUGUGCAGGCCAAUGCUGGUGGGGCUGCUGUCUGAGGAUGCAGAGACAGAUGGAAAAAGUUCCUCUGAGCUACUUUUCCUGCGAGUGCGGCAGAGCUACCUGCUGGAGGUAGACAUGCACCAGGGACGAGUUACAACACGACUGGAACUAGAUGGCUUGCGAGAGGUCAUUACAGCUCAGACCGUCUGUACAGUAAAGGAGGUGGAGGGGAUUCAUCCAGUCCUGGAGCUCCAUUUCCGGUACAUUAGCUGUGAGAGACGUAAACGUUGCUACAUAAUGCUGGAUGAUGAACCGCAGGAAGCGUUACAGGUAUUAGCAGAGGUUCUCUCCAGAGUUGCGGAGGAAAACGAGCUGCAGGUAAAGGAAGAAAAGCCAGAAAUGGUUCGACUCCAGUGCUUGAAGUGCCAGAGCGAGUUCUGCCGACCAGCUGCUGGGUCAGAAAUCAGCUUUAACGACCUGGAUGAGCCAAGGAAUGACAGUUGUACUCUCAUCUGCUCAGAGUGCAAUAGCAAUCAUGUGGUUCAGCUGGCUGUCCAAUUAGCUCCCUCGACCAGUACACCAAUUCACUGUCCACUGGACCAAAAUGGUGACAGAUACUUCACCUUUGAUGACAGGGACACACCUGUCCGUCCUCAGCACGAGGCAUCUGUCCCGGGACAGUCUUUAUUAUCCUGUAACAGUCCCCUACAUUUGACCCAGUCUUUAGAGGUCUCUGCUCUGCAAGAGGGAGCCACAGCUUUCUUCCAAACAGCCCAUAGCGUCCUGUCCAAUUCUUUAACCAAUCAGAGUGAGGCAUGGGCUGAUCAGAGCACAUCUCAGCCAAUCAGCGUGGACACAACUGAUGGAAAUAUGCAUGGUAGCUCAGAAGGGCUUAAGGAAAGGGUGACUGGCAGCUCCUACCACAACAGGUUUCACAAACAUCAAUACCAGCAGUCACCGAUGCGCACAGAAGGAUCUAACUAUGAUCAGUUUGAUAUGCUGUCAGAGGCAGUCGACCAUCGGCUUCAGCUUUACCUGGAUAUGGAAGUGUUUAAAGGAGAAGAAGUGCUUCGCUGCUUUUUAAAGAUGUCCAUUGUGAAGUUUGGAGAUGCAGUGGAGUUCCAGUCUCUCAUGGCUGUGUCCAACCAGCACAUCUACAUCUUAGAAAUCACCUCGCAGUCCGAAGGUCCACUCUCAGACUGGCUCCAGAAAAGAGAGAGCCAUCGGUUGUGUGAGCUCAGCUAUCUGGAGGUGGGUCUGAGCUCUCAGACCAUCCACAUGGAGUUUGACGAGGGAGCAGCAGCAUACACACUGCUAGUGCGAAACAGUACUCGCUGCAAAUGGUUCUUCAGCAAGCUUACAGAAAUCGCAAAAGAAUUGGCCCCAAAGUCUAACAGCAAGCUGAAGGGCAUCUCCACCAUGCGGCUGGACCAACGACACCACCUCUGGCAUUUAGUUUGUGAUGAUGCCCAGCCAUGUGGUAAAGAAGGCAACCAUCCCUCCUUCCGGUACCUCCUUGCAUUUCUUCAGCAAGAUGGCUUUUUGGACUCUGUGAGUGUACUAGCCACCAAAGAAAUGCUCUUCCUCCUUGAUGAAGACCACCAGUGGAGCAAGAGCCAACCUGAGGGACAAACGACCAGCGGAAAGGUGACCAUUCAGGAAACCCAGCCAAUCAGCUGUGUCAGUUCCAUUCAUCUUUUCUCGUCCGAUCCAUGCCGUGUGGACUUAAAACUUUAUGAUGAGAUGGCCAAGAAAGAAAAGACUUUGUCUUUACUUGCCGAAGAUGUAGAGCUGGUGCAAGAUUUACUGGACUGGAUCAAACAUCAAUGGGAAGCCAUGUUUGGGGUCAAACUGGCUACUGUCAAGCAGUAGCCAUGAUGUUACAGAAACACACCUCUAUUAUAAGGCUAAAAGCAUGUGGACAACCCCUUCUAAUAAAUGGGUUUGGCUGUUCCUGUUAUUCCGGUAAAAACAAAUCUUAAUGCUACACCAUAGAAUGACAUUCUUGAGAAUUCAGUGCUUCCACUUCAUUGAAACAGUUUGGGAAGGUCCUUUUCUGUUCCAUAAUGGCAGUGCCUUGUGCACAAAGUGAGGUCCAUAAAGAUAUGUUUUAGUAAAGACCAAAGUAUACUUUGGCUUUCCACUUGCUGGUAUGUCUCGCACACUGUACAUAUGAUGCAGAUUUCUACAUCCGCACAGUGUGCGUAGACUUUUCAUGAGCAAAGCAUUCAUAAUGUGUAUGCGUCUCGUCUGGUGUUGAAGAACUUGACUGGCCUGCUUAAAGCCCACACUUGAAACACUAUUGAACACCUUUGGGAUGAAUCUGAAUGUGGACUGCAAGCCAGGCCCUGCCACCCAACCUUAGUACAUGAGCUCUGUGAUGUUCUUGUGUCUUGUAGAACUUUUCAUUUCAAAAGCAUGGGCAUUAAUCCCUUCCUUUGCUACUAUAACAGCUGUCACUCUUCUGGUAAGGCUUUCCACUAGAUGUUGGAAUAUGGAUGUUGGCAUUUGCUCCCAUUCGGAGACAUAAGCUUUAGGGAGUUUAGACAGUGACGUUGGGUCAUAGUGCCUGGUUCUCAAUCCGCAUUCCAAUUCAUCCCAAAGGUGUUCAGUGCCGUUUAGGUCUGGGAUUUGGGCAGACCCGUCAAGUUUUUCCACACCAUACUUAUUAAACCAUUUCUAUAUGGACCACACCAUGUGCACAAGGGCAUUGUCAUGCUAUAGCAGAAAAGGGCUCUUCCCAAACUGUUGUCACAAGAAUGUCAUUGUAGAUUGUUUCAUUAUGAUUUGUCUUCACAGAAAUGUCUGGAGUAGCCAAAACAUUAAUUAGAAGAGGAUGUCCACAUACGUUUGGUCAUAUAUUGUACCUUACACAAUGAAGAUUAAUGCCUGAUCAUAAACCUGCAUCUGAGCUGUCUUAUUGUCUUGGUGUAAAUGUAGAUUGUCUGUCUAUCUGUCUGCCACUGUGUUCUCCCCACAAACUGCCUCAUUAAUAUCUCUUAGUGCUGACAUGUAGAAGUUUCUCUCAACCAUGCAUGAAUCAUGCAGUGACAAAUUUGGGUAUAGUGCCUUUUUUUGCUUUGUACAACAAAACACCCUGACCUAGUUUAUUACGCAUAACUAUGCAUGCACAAGCAGUUGAUGUAGUGUUACGGUUAGGUGGUGUAAAUGUUUGAAUUGAGGUGUAUUUAUCACAUGGUGAAAAGCAUUUAGCUCUACUCUCAGAAAGGUUCAAUGGUGGUUUAUGAAGGUCACAGGAUAAUUACGGGUUUCCUUAAGUGUUGGUUGUGUUAAUGCCAUGUGAGUUAAGACAUGUCCUGACCUAAAAUACCAUUUUUAAAACUUUCAGUUCUUGAAAAAGUUUAUAAAUUGCAAAUUGGUACUUGGUGUACACGAUUCUUUAUGAUGAAAUGUAUUACUUGAAGUGUGUUGUGUGUGUGUGUUUUGAUUCGUUUUAUAAGGAAAUAGGCAGAAGAGCUCGUUAGUGGAUGCGUGACUGUUCUGUCCCUCCAGUUAAAAAUGUAUACUAUACUGCUUCUAUAUGGAGAGACCAAAAAAGAAGCUAAUUACUGUUCUUCAAAUCUCAGUGGUCAAAGGGAAAAUAAAUCUGACAUGACAUUUUGAAUGUUAAAAGACAAAAUGGUCUAGAAUUUAGUAAAACUUCUGAAGUCGUGUAUUGUAAAGUUUAGUCAAUUAAGUCAUUUGUGUCAUUAAAAUGUAAUGCACUUUUAUGUGUUUAUAAUUGCUCAACAUAUUGUCAGUCAUUCUAAAAAUGUAUUAAAGGUGUAUUUAUUACUUUCUA
Molecule: messenger RNA, 5624 nt
Organism: Myxocyprinus asiaticus (Chinese sucker)
Lineage: Eukaryota; Metazoa; Chordata; Actinopteri; Cypriniformes; Catostomidae
Gene: stk11ip
Product: serine/threonine kinase 11 interacting protein
Exons: 26
Coding region: 173-3694 (1173 amino acids)
Biological process (GO): intracellular protein localization
Cellular component (GO): cytoplasm
Molecular function (GO): protein binding
Source: RefSeq, a predicted model, not a curated record